GGCGGCGGCAGGGAGCGAUGGGGAGGGAGCGGGCGGCGGCAUGGAGUGCCGCUCCUCGGCUGUGGUUAAGAGGGCCUGGAGAGGGGAGCCGGGCCUGAAGAGGACUCUAACCGUUCUGCUGCCGGUUUGCCCGCCGGCACCGCCUGAUGAUGAAUGAAUUUAAAUGCGAACGCGCUGUGCUCCGUCAGCGAACCCAAGGAAACAAAAUCUCCAGGCGCUACUCUGCUGUGUCUGAGGGCUCCGAACCCACGUUGUUCACAAGCAGGAUCAGAGGCAAGAUGACAGCACAUCUGGCUCCAUAUUUAAGGUCAGGCCAGAUGGGGAUCUGAGCAACCUGAUGCACUGUAGGUGUCCCUGUUCGUUGCAGGGGAGUUGGACCUGAUGGCUUUUAAGGAUCCCUUCCAACUCAAAUGUCUGUGAUUCUGUGUCAAACGUCAGUCAGUCCUGUGGUGGACCAAGAUGGAAAUGUGUCAGACAGCGUAAGAGAUGAAGUUAACCAAGAAAAUAAAGAAUACCUUGCAGAAAAAUCUUUCUCAUUGUUAAUGUAGAUGUCAGAUCCUGUGACGUGAGCCUGGGGAGUCAGAGCGGUAAUUCACCUGGCCCUCUCUCUUGUGAAGUCGUGAACACCUUGUUUAGAGGAGAAACAGAUCGGUUUCAGCUUGAGGAGCCCCAGCCUGCAGUUCCUGCUUCUCUUUCAUAUUCUGUGGGCUCCAGCAAAAGAGCAAAGGUGAAGAGGCAGCCCAGGCUGUUACACCUUUGAGCCUGUGUUGUGUUUCCAGUGUUUGAGCUUGGACUGUGGUUUGGAUCCUAAAGCUAAAUCGAGGGCUGAAAAUUGCAAAAAUCAGAAGAAAAUCAGAUGUAGUGAUAAAUGGUUAGCUGAUCUCACGAAAGAUAUCUGCACCUUAAAGCUGAGUUCUGAAAGAGCACAGCAUUCCACUGAUAUAUACAGUGUGGCUCUGAAGUCAAAAGGUGCUCAGAAAAUCCAGGAAAAGUGUUGCGAUGUGGAUUGAAGUUGUCAUGUGACUCAAUGGCUCCUAAUGGAAAAUCUCUUAAAUUUACCCCAGUAGAUACAAGUAACCUUGUCUGUGAAAGUGUUUCCUGUCAUCAAGUGCCUGGAAACGGCGCAAAAAUGCCUCCACUGGAAACUUCCAUCUCUUUCGGUGCAAGAAGUAUUCAUCACCACCUGAAAGUGAGCAGAUGAGAAAUUUCCAUGUAGCUUGCCAUCCAAAUGUCUCCUCUGUGAUUUUGCCAAGGGAGUCAAGCAUUGUUGCAGAAUCUUGGCAUCAUCAAACUUGACUUCAAGUUCACUUUUUUAAUAGAAAUAGAAGCUGUCCUGUGACAUCUAGACCCUCUGACCAGCUUCACCUCUAUCAUGGCAUCCUGGUAUAGACGCUGCAUUGGCAGUGUUGUGUUGAUGACCAAACUCCACUGGAGCAUGGAGCUGCCACAGACUGCAUGGAGGGUCAGAACUGUUCUUCUAGAGAGGAUGCUGUCUUCUGCAGAGCUUGUAAGCAGCCAGAAGCAACAGGAAGACUUCUCUGGUGUCUUGCAGACCAACAUUUUAGGGCUCAUCACAAUAAAAGAAGCCCAUGAUAUAGAAGCCAGACUUAAUGAAGUGGAAAAGCUUCUGAAGACUAUAAUAAACAUGCCAUGGAAGUAUUCAAGAUCUGAAGUAGUCCUCACAUUCUUUGAGAGAUCUCCUUUGGACCAAGUUCUAAAGAAUGACAAUGUCCAUAAAAUUCAGCCAAGCUUUCAAAGUCCAGUUAAAAUAUCAGAAAUCAUGCGAUCAAAUGGAUUUUGUUUAGCAAACACCGAAACAAUAGUCAUCGACCACAGUAUACCCAAUGGAAAAGAGAAGCACCUGGAUGUAGAUUCGGCAGAACACUUGUUUGAAAGUGUGAGUGACUUUACCUCAGAGUUAGAAGACAGUGAUGAUCCAACAGCUUAUGUCACCAAUUUGACAUACUAUCACCUGGUCCCAUUUGAGACUGACAUUCUGGACUGAGACUGUUUAAUGCCACGAUCAGCCAGCAUCCAGCCAACCUCUUCGUCCAUAGGCUCUGCUAUCUCCAGCAUUGCAUCUCUGUGAAUAAGGCUGUGCAGGCAAGAUCAACAGCUGGGAAGCUGCAGCAAGUGCACCACAAAGCUGGCUUUGUAGUCUGGCCUUCUGUUGUGUCUUGCAGAGAUGUCUUGUAAGGAGGUAACUGCUUCCCUGUGAACAACAAACUCAUUUUCCAUGAAAGCAAGACAGCAGAGGCCUCCUGGGGCUUGAGGAAAUCUCUGCAAUGUCUGUGGUAACUGCAGCUCUGAUAGAGCCACUGGAACUCGUGCUGUGGUGUGCUGUCACCUAUGCUUCUUGGCUUGCAGUGCAAGUUGAGGCUUCCUCUUUUAGGAUACCACCAGAAACUUCCCCAGAUGUCGUGCCCACACUUUUUAUGCUGUGUAAGCGAGAAGGCAAGCAAACCAGCUGAAUUUUGUCAGUUCCCUCUGCAGUUGCUUAAUGGAGGCCUUGCAGGUCACUUUUUGCUCAGCUACCAGAUGACUGGUGCCUUACAUGAGAUGUCAGAAACACCACUGAGUGCCUCCAGGAUACAGAACACAUGAGCCGACUGCUUUACUUCCUUUCAUCAAGGGUUUUUAUAUAAUCACUGAAGAGAUGACUACUCUUUCCCUCUUUCCAGGAGCAGUAAAGCAGACAGUAGCUGGCAUUGCAAUGGACUACACAUGAUGUUUAGGUACCUGAAUGAUGUCAGAGGUCUGGAAAGCUGAUGGGAAAGCUGAGCUGCCCUGCUAAGAGCGGUCAAGGCUACGACAGGCACUUGGAUAUGAAUUUUGUCAUGUGGACCAGAAAAUGUGAAUGGUGCUUACAGUUGUUUACAUCAGAGAGAUAGUUCCCUAUGCAUAUUUCUCCCCAGAGGAUGGGGAGGAAGCCAAUGAGAUUUAUGGCAUGUUUGGACUGAAAAAGAACGAUAAGCUACAGCGUGCCUACAGUGGUAGGAAAAACACCCACUCCUGGGGCAGCCUGAUUUGAGGAGUCUGCCUGGCUUUCUGAGAUACACCUGUGGGGCCGGGUGCAGGCCUUGUUGUCACAUGAAUGCAUUGGUGACAGUGGGAGCACGAGCAGGAUUGGAACCUGCAGCCUCUUGACUACUGAGUAGUGCAAGGUUAAAAUCUCCUUGGGGUCACUCUCUUGUAGAGCACUAUGAACUCCCAGCUCUCACUGUGAGAGCUCAGCACUCACUGUCGUGACCUGUUGUUGGGCUUUUUGUGAUCUAAUUGCAGACACGAAAUGGAAGGGAUUGAAAAGUGAAAGAGGGCAUUUUGAACGUGUUUCCUUGUAGUAGGGCUUACGUUGUCCUGAAGAAGUUGGUACAGCUCCCUUCCUUUGCAGACUUUUCGUUUCUAUCUGUAGAAUAACAGUCAAACAGCAUUUGCUAAUGUAAAUAAUAAAUUAUUUAGAAUCCUAAUUCUUUUACACAGUAUGUUUUUAAAAUAUAUUUUAAAUGAAAUAAAAUAUAACUCACCUUCAGUACACUUUCUCCAGCUUAAGGUGGUGCCUUCCUUCUUUCUUUUUCCCUCUCUGAAGACUCUUUCACAAUCAUGCCCAAUCCUCCUUCUCUUUCCAGUAGUUUUGAAAAAAUGCUGAGUUUUGGGAACUUCUCCUGUGCUGCGUGUGUUGCCUAUACUGCUGAUACAUGACAUAUUCAUGUGAAACCUCAUGGCCCCACUGUUGAUCUCAUGUAUAGGUGUAUGUGGCUCAAUGCCAUAAAGUUCAGUGGAGGAAUUCUGCACUUUUACAACCUUAAGUGAAAACAAAUCUGGCACAUACACUUUUUGAAGAUCAUGCAGAUCUAUGUACAUUAAACUUCUGAAGUAGAAGGGGAUAUGUCCAUACUUGUGCAAGGCUUUCUGAGCAGACUCUUGAAUUUGAAAUGUGGUGUUUCUUGUUUGUUUGUUUGUUUGUCUUUAAUCUCAUUAGUUAUAAUUCUUCUUCAAUUCUUUAGUGGUUUAAGUGAACCGUGGUGGGUUAGUAUCUGGUAAAUAAAUGUGUUGGAUUGAGAGUUGAAA
This is a messenger RNA of Numida meleagris (helmeted guineafowl), 4068 nucleotides long. It is a transcript of the gene PXDC1, whose product is annotated as PX domain containing 1. Gene Ontology annotation, molecular function: phosphatidylinositol binding. The transcript has 8 exons. The record is from RefSeq and is a predicted model, not a curated record. Bases 1373 to 2005 code for a protein of 210 amino acids. Lineage: Eukaryota; Metazoa; Chordata; Aves; Galliformes; Numididae.